Molecule: messenger RNA, 269 nt
Organism: Closterium sp. NIES-67
Lineage: Eukaryota; Viridiplantae; Streptophyta; Zygnematophyceae; Desmidiales; Closteriaceae
Source: the annotation of a GenBank genome assembly
AGCGAGAGAGAGAGAGAGAGUGAGAGAGAGAGAGAGAGAGAGAGAGAGAGAGAGAGAGAGAGAGAGAGAGAGAGAGAGAGAGAGAGAGAAGAGAGAGCGAGAGAGCGAGAGAGAGAGAGAGAGAGAGAGAACAAGAGAGAGUGAGAGAGAGAGCAAGAGAGAGAGAGAGAGAGAGAGAGAGAGAGAGAGAGAGAGAGAGAGAGAGAGAGAGAGACAGAGAGCCCAUGGUAUAUAAGGCUCUUCCACCCAUCCUAGAGUUCAUUAUUUAG